CAACUUGUGGAGUUUUUUCGCCGACGCCGCCAGAUUUUAAAAACAAACAAUUAAAAGUAUUAGCAAUAUAAAGAAAUGCUGGAGGUCGGUGGUGAGGCCAAGAUACUGGCCGGAUUUACCAGUGCGGAUGUGGGUCCUGAGGCGAAGGAAUACAAUUUACUGCGUGCCGAUGAGGAAUAUCGCAAUGACAAUGUGGAGCACUCGAUUUACUACCAGGUUAAAGCCCAAUUCCAGUCCACCGACCUGCGUUAUCUCACCGAGGCGGCGGAACUGGAAAAUCUGCGGCCCACAACGGAGGAGCUGAUAAAAUCAGCCACUAACCAGGAAAAACAGGACUUUAAAAGUAAGAAAUUCCUGCGCAACAUCAUCAAGAAUCUGCAACAAAAGGAGCGUGAGAAACCGGCCGAGAAGUCAACCAAAGAAUCCCUGGAGUACCUGGACUUUCUGGCGGAUGCACAGGAUCCCACAGAGGGUCUAACCCGCAUUUCAAAUAUAUGCAACAGCCUGCCCGAGGAAUGGUGUGUCCUGCAGCUCUGCAAGAGCUUCAAUCCCGCCACCACCUACUCGGUGCACAACGAGAUUAUAGCCAGCGAUGGAGCCAUAUAUCUCACCCUGCUGCGCCACUGUAGAAGCCCCCUAAUUGGACCCAUUUGCCUGAGAUUCGCCAACGAGAAGCUGGCCAAACUCUUCCAAGAGUAUAGCACUCUGGUGGAGCGGUUCAGGCGAGUGGUCACCGUGGAUCCCCUCAAUAUGAAGGGCAAGGAGGCCAAGCAAAAGUACUGGGAGGAGCUGAAUGCCUUCGACGCCUUUCUGCAAAAACUGCUCUCUGACUUCCGGGACAUAAUCUCCCCCUAUUCCUUUCUGUUCUUUGGCAAACGCUAUGACUGCGGGGCGGUGCAAAAGCAGAUCAAGAGCACAUAUACCCUUGUGGAUGAUUUCUGCCUGGUAAAUGCGUGGAGCAGUCACCAGCGUGUUUUGCUCUCCCAAGCCGCUCUGCAUGCCAAUCGACUGAAUGGCGGGGAUCUCAAGGCAAUCAGCGAUGAACUGUCGGAUAGCGAAAAUGAGUAUCAGACGGUGUACGAGAUGCUCAAAGGAUUGGCCAGCGAAUGGACGCAAUUGGAGGAGCGUCAGCCGCUGGCGGGCAGGAGAUUUCCCACCAUUCUGGUAGUCGAUGAGCGCCUGGACCACCUCCACUGGGAGCAGCUAGUCACCGUUCAGGAAUUCUCUCGGGUCAAAUCACUGCAUUGCCUUUGGCGAUUGUACCAGCAUCACAAAACAAACAUAAAGUAUGGCUACUACACAACGAACAUCAAGCAGGGCAUGUGUGUAAUAAAUCCAGAUGGCGAUUUGGUCAACUCCGGCCGCAGAUUGCGCAGCUUCUUUGAGUACUGGCUAUCGCAGUGGCAGCAUAACUUCGAAACCGUGCCCAACGAGGAGUUGAUGGUGAAGCGAGCCCUCCAGGCCGAUUGUUUUGUAUAUGCAGGUCACGGUUCGGGGCUGCAGUACGUCAAUGGAAAGGCGAUUUGCCGGGCUCGUGUUCGCAGCGUAGUCUUCCUAUUCGGCUGCGAUUCUACGCGGAUGAUGGGCACUGGCUUGUACAGCGCCUUGUAUGGAGCCCAUGAUUAUUACCACGGAGCUCUGAGUCCCUCGAUAGUGGGCACACUUAUGCCCGCCCUCGAUGCGAAUAUGGAUACAGUAUCGGUGACACUCCUGAGUCUUUGGCUGGCCCCGGGUAAUAAGAAAGUAAUGCCCUGGACCCAUAUCGACCGCCCAUCCUGGCUCAAAAAUGGUAUUAUAAAAGGAAAGGAAGAAAAGACGCCCACCAUGGACGAGCAAACCAACUAUCAUCUCGGCAGCCUGUGCUCCAUUAUUUCGCUGGUGCAGCAGGGCAAGGUGGAGCCGAAUAUCUACAACUGCUGCAUUUACGUGUGCCGCGGCCUGCCCGCAUGGAAUUUAGCCGUUGAAAAGAUGCCUUUAUAGUCAGAAAUUCGUGUUCGUGUCAUGGAGUCGAUCUCCGUAAGGAAAUGUAAUUUAGCAAAUGAAACCAGGUACAAAAAUCUCAUUCAUUCAAGUGGAAAGUGGUGCUCAUAAGAUUGCAUUAAAUAACUAUUAAGAACACUCAGAA
Drosophila takahashii is the source of this 2125-nucleotide messenger RNA. RefSeq names its product extra spindle pole bodies like 1, separase (gene Sse). Gene Ontology annotation, biological process: meiotic chromosome separation; proteolysis. The record is from RefSeq and is a predicted model, not a curated record. Gene Ontology annotation, molecular function: cysteine-type endopeptidase activity. Gene Ontology annotation, cellular component: cytoplasm; mitotic spindle; nucleus. NCBI's taxonomy places the organism in Eukaryota, Metazoa, Arthropoda, Insecta, Diptera, Drosophilidae.